Diorhabda sublineata is the source of this 2100-nucleotide messenger RNA. RefSeq names its product nose resistant to fluoxetine protein 6-like. The annotation marks the transcript as partial. NCBI's taxonomy places the organism in Eukaryota, Metazoa, Arthropoda, Insecta, Coleoptera, Chrysomelidae. The transcript is spliced from 11 exons. The record is from RefSeq and is a predicted model, not a curated record. Gene Ontology annotation, molecular function: acyltransferase activity, transferring groups other than amino-acyl groups.
AAUCAAUCUACCCCUAAAUUUACUUACAAUUCAUCAGAUUUGUCGUAUUUAUCGAAUGGGAUACAAUUUCCGGUUCCAGAUGGCGAAAGUCAAUAUUUCAAUGAAACUAGUGAUUUCGAGAAUGUGUCUCAGUUUCAGUGGUUUUCUAAAUUAUAUGAUCAUCAUACAUGGUGGAAUCGGCUCGAAACGAUAACUAAUAAUGCAUGUAAAAGUGAUAUGAUGGUAUAUUUGACAGAGCUUAGCAAUGGAACAACCUGGGCUAUUAAAAUGUACGAUGCUUCUGGAAGAUAUAGUGGUCAGUUUUUAUUCGGAAAUGAUUAUUGGUUGGGAUCAAAAACGUUGUGUGAGGAACUAGCUAAGAAAGAAUGGAAUGAAGUUGUACCACCUUUUGACGUUAAUUUCUUUGUGUCAAAAAUUAGAAUCAACUUAAAUAGGAAUAGUACUCCUGUGACCAGGCAAUUAAACGUGGGAGAAUGUCUACCCCAAUCGUGCGAUGUGCAGGGGGUGCGAUCCUUGCUGGCAUUGGAACGCAAUCAAGCAAAUUCAGUAAAUAUUGUGGGCGUUCGAAAGGUCCCUGGGGAUUAUUCCCUACUGUCCGAUUUCAAAGUUCACCUUCUAGGGGGUGACGUUUAUGAAGAAGACUAUAACAGAACUUCAAUUAACGAAAAUGAAGCGAAAUGUCACAAAUUCCAACUUACAGAGAAUAAUGAUAAUUAUAAUAGUACUACAAAUAUCACCAACGGUAGUAUGGAUACUGUUGUCCAGUCUGGAAAAAAUAAUGGAAAAGUAUGCGCUAUACCAAUGAAACUGUUGAUAUCUUUCUCAGCUGUAACGAAUAGCAGAGCAAUACUUUCUGUCGAACAAAAAUGCUUGGAAUCUAUACAGUGUAUUCAUGGUUUGAGAUUUCUUUCAAUCGCGUGGAUUAUAUUAGUACAUAGUUAUCUGGAAAUAUUUUCUGUAAGCGAUAACAAAAAUUUGAGGAUACUAACUGAAAGGGGGUUCAUGUAUCAAACUAUAUCCAAUGCUACUUUUUCAGUUGACACAUUUUUCUUUAUUAGCGGCUUUCUUGUUACUCUAACUUACUUCCGUUCAUUUAUAAAAAAACAAAAAUCGGUGCAGCCCACAGGACUAUUUGAAGAAGUAACGUCGAGUACUCGCUGCUUUGUUGUGAUGAUAUUUUACAGAUUAUUCAGACUAACUCCAGCCUACCUAUUCGUUUUGACCCUCAAUGAAAUCACAAUGAGAUAUUUACAUUCAAAUUCUGUUUUUUCUCCUGCUAUAAUCGAUCAUAUCAGUUGUGAUAACUAUUGGUGGAGAAAUAUUUUGUAUAUUAAUAAUUUUUAUCCUCAACAUCAGUUCUGUAUGCUUUGGUCUUGGUAUAUGGCAAAUGACACGCAAUUCUAUGUUGUUGCGUCGAUUUUGCUGUUGAUAGCUAUCAGAGGACCUAAACAUGUUAAAGCAGCUGGAACUUUGAUAAUUAUUCUUUUGGGUGCUUCAUGGAUCACCACUUUUAUUAUAGCAACCAAGUGGGAUUAUGUGGCACGAGUAGAAGAACCGUUCGCUCUAUUUGAUCAGCUGUACGAUAAACCUUGGCUGAGAAUAGGACCAUAUCUCAUCGGCAUCCUCGCUGGUUAUUACAUGUUCAAGGUGGAUUGUAAGGUAAAAAUGUCAUCCGCUAUCAUCGCUAUAGGAUGGGUUUUAUCCGUGGCAUGUUUAAGUAGUUUGGUCUACGGCCUUGGACGAGAUGGACUUGUUGUGCCUACAUCAGCGUUUUACGCAUCAUUGGGGCACUCCGCAUGGGGUUUAUCCAUAUCUUGGAUUACUAUAGCUUGUUGUUCUGGAUAUGGAGGAAUUGUAAACUCUUUUCUGAGCUGUAAGUUCUUUCUACCUCUUAGCAGAUUAACAUAUUGUGCUUACCUUAUCCAUCCAGUAUUGAUGUGUCUUACGAGUUUCCAUUUAGACGGACCUCUUCACAUGCAUGAAGCCAUGGCGGUAGUCAUUUACUUUGGAAAUCUUGUACUAUCAUUUAUGAGCGCAUUUUUAAUUUCGUUAGCGUUUGAAGCACCUGUGGUUAACGUGCUCAAAAUACUAUUCAAUUAA